UUAUGUCACAAGUUGACGUUAACAAGAAGAAAAAUCCUGAGCGCCUAAUCUCAUCGAUUUCUAAUAUGACCGUACAUCAAAGAGUUGCUGAUCACGAAUACUAAUAAUGUAUCUCCUUGUUCCAGGCUCAAAGUUCCUAUGCUCGGAAGUAAUAGCACCAAUAAGGAGCGAAGUGGACGACAUAAGCCUUAUCAUAAUAAACUUCGAAGAUCUUACCACUGUGCCGGCGCCAUCAUUAGAAAAUAGCCCCAUCGGAAAAAAUAGGUUAAGUAAAUUCGACAGAGCUCGAGCGUCGUUCAGGCAAAGUUUGAGGCUAGGUUCAGGCAUACGGGGUCGAGGCCUGAGGUUAGCCGGAUAUCUGACUCCGCCCAGUGAUGUCACCGCGGCAGAAGAGGAAGAAGACCGCCUGGAGCAAUGCCCGUUGACCUCAUCGGCACCGACCGCUCCAAUCCUGGAACCGCACCAGCAGACGACGAUAGUCCCGCUCCAAUCGUCGGUCAUCACUUCGGCUGUGAUCCCGCCCCUUCCGUGGAGCGGCCCUGGAAGGGGCGGAUCCGUAGAACCGCCUGGCCCCGCCUACCGACUGCCCCACCAACCGGUGCUCAGCGUAUCGCAUAGCGCGCCCACCUCCCACCAAGCGUCCUUCGAGAGAGGGGAGAGCAUGGAACGGACCAAUGGCGUGACGAAUGGCAACGGAAAUGGGAGGGGGGCGGGCGGCGGUACGGGAGGAGGAGGGAACAAUAAUAGGCACUACGCAGUACAGAACCGAACAGUAUCGCAUGCUACAAGCUUAGAUGCCAUAGCUAGGAGACAGUGUUUUAGAACAGGAUAUCCUACCGUUAGUCUUUCUAGGAAUAUUUAUCUGGCUGCCAAAAUAUUUGCACAGUUGUGCUGUCAUUGCGAAACACAAACAAGGUCGCCUCGAGAUAAUUUAGACGUGCAACCAGACAUAUCUCACGCAAAUUAG
Acanthoscelides obtectus is the source of this 967-nucleotide messenger RNA. The record is from the annotation of a GenBank genome assembly. Lineage: Eukaryota; Metazoa; Arthropoda; Insecta; Coleoptera; Chrysomelidae.